Molecule: messenger RNA, 1894 nt
Organism: Daphnia carinata
Lineage: Eukaryota; Metazoa; Arthropoda; Branchiopoda; Diplostraca; Daphniidae
Product: 4-aminobutyrate aminotransferase, mitochondrial-like
Exons: 7
Coding region: 216-1706 (496 amino acids)
Biological process (GO): GABA catabolic process
Cellular component (GO): mitochondrion
Molecular function (GO): pyridoxal phosphate binding
Source: RefSeq, a predicted model, not a curated record
CGCACGGAACAGUUCAGACUGUUGCCGUUGUUCAAAUACAGGAUAAAAAUAAAGCAAAGGUAUUGACUUUUGACGCUCGGAAGCCCUGCAUAGCGACGUGGCUUGUUUACCAUUAUACUAUCAUCUUAUCGGUAUUGAUUGUUUCGUUGUUUUGGUUGCAGCAGCAGUGUGAUCUGUUUUCACAUACUAGCCAGACUACUUCAGUUACAGUCAUCAUGGCACUCAGCAGGUUAAACACUUUUACCACCAAAUCUAGUCUUUUCAGGCAACAGCUGCCACAGAAUGUGAAAUGUCUGUCAAACCUUAUACUCGGGGAGCCUUCUGGCCCCAGUGUCAAAACACCCAUUCCAGGCCCAAAGUCCAAAGAGAUGAUUGCCGAAUUGAACAACAUUCAGUUUGCCAACACAGUCAUCUACUUCACCGACUACAACAAAAGCAUAGGCAACUACAUUGUUGAUGUUGAUGGCAAUGUGUUGCUGGAUGUCUACACUCAAAUCUCAUCUUUGCCAUUGGGCUACAAUCAUCCUGAUAUGCUCAAAGUCCUGCAAGAUCCAGACAAUCAGAGGACUUUCAUCAACAGGCCAUCACUAGGUCUGUUUCCAGGACAAGGCUGGCCGCAAAAGCUAACAAGUAGUCUGAUGGCAGUUGCUCCUAAGGGACAUACUCAGGUUACAACAAUGGCAUGUGGGUCUUGCUCGAAUGAAAACGCCUACAAAGCCGCGUUCAUGUGGUAUAGAAACAAACAACGUGGCGGAGCACCUAUUACCGAAGAAGAAAACAAUAGCUGCAUGAUGAACGUCGGACCUGGCUCAACGCCGUUUACCAUAAUGUCGUUUAAGGGUAGUUUCCAUGGCCGAACCAUCGGUGUACUUUCUACCACUCAUUCGAAGGCGAUUCAUAAGCUGGAUAUCCCCGCUUUGGAUUGGCCAAUUGCCAGUUUUCCGCGUUACAAAUAUCCACUUGAAGAUCACAUAGAAGAGAAUAAAGCCGAAGAUCGCAAGUGCUUGGCGGAAGUCGAAGAGCAAUUCGAAAAGUACAACAAGGCUGGAAAGUUCGUUGCUGGCGUCGUCAUCGAACCCAUUCAAGCCGAGGGUGGAGAUAACCACGCAUCACCGGAAUUCUUCCAAGAGCUCCAGCGCAUCACCAAAAAGAAUGGCGCAGCACUCAUCGUUGACGAGGUUCAGACUGGUGGUGGAGCUAGCGGAAAAUACUGGUGCCAUGAACACUUCCACUUGCCUGAACCGGCAGAUUUCGUCACAUUCAGCAAAAAGAUGCUCACUGGAGGAUACUACAGUUUACCCGAAUUCAGGCCUCAGCAGGGGUACAGGAUUUUCAACACAUGGAUGGGUGAUCCGUCCAAAGUGCUCUUGUUGGACAAAGUCGUUGAAGUUAUCAAGCGUGACAACCUAUUGAGCGUCGUUCAAGCAUCUGGUAAAAAACUAAUGGAUGGUCUAAUGGACAUGUCGAAACGUUAUCCUCAACAUCUGAAGAACGUGCGAGGCAUCGGCACUUUCUGCGCUUUUGAUUCCAGCAGCGUCGAGAAGCGUGACGAAAUUGUAGCCAAAUUGAAAGAAAAGGGUGUUCAGUCCGGUGGAUGUGGCGAUCUGUCGCUGCGCAUACGGCCAGCUCUUGUGUUCCAGCCAUAUCACGCCGAUAUCUUCCUCCAUCAGCUAGAGAAGGUUUUGAAGAAAAUCAAAACUGCCUAAGGAAUUGCUGCCAGUAAUUGGGAGAGAAAAACAUAAGGAAGUGCAAUAUCAUUUUGCAAGUGCAAACUUUUCAAUUCUUUUCGCUCUCAUUCAACUUUAUUUGUCUUUGAACCUUUUGAAAUUUAUUUUGUGUUGUCGUCUAUUACUCGUUCUUCUUCAAUACAAUAUUCCGAAGGUCUUCCAUUCCA